CUCACAGUUAUGAAUAGAUACUUAUCAAUAAAACAUCUAAAAUAUUAUAUGUAUGUGUUUCAUAUUUGCACCGCCGACUGUUCUUUAUAGCCAUGUAAAAGAGAAGAGCCAAUGGUUAAUUCUGAAAACCAUAUCAACUGUCAUUGUUCUGACGGAUUCGUAGAUUAUUUCUGAAGCACUUUGGUUACCACAGUAACUGUUACUACGGCUUUGAUUUGUCAAUCGCAUAUUCAAGCAUAAUUAUUUAAUUAAAUUAGUAAAUAAAUAAAUCUCUCGUCUUAGAUUUAUUUGACUGCUUUGUUGUACGUUUUGUGUUAAGUACGAGUAAUCAGAUAGUAAGCUGCUUAAAAAAUGGUAGAGUUCACGCCUAUUCAGAUGGAAAAGUUGGUUGAACUUUUAAGACCACCGGAACCUGAAGUAUUACAGGGAGAUGACCUUACUCCUAGUGGUUACGAAAUAACUUCGUCAAGAGACCAAGUACCUCCUCCUGAAAACAGUGUGAAGGAUGUCCCGAAAACGAUAGAAGAAUUCGAAGAGCAGGAGGCGAGAGAAGCCAAUGAGUUAGAACAAGUGGGAGGUGGUCUCGGUGAUCGUAAAGUUCCCGAAUACACCAUGAAUUAUCAGCAGUCAGUUACGGCCGAAGACGUCUUCCUCCAGAUUGGCCCAAAGACUCCAUCGUCAGCUAGUUGUGAAAAUCUCAUAGUGAAAAUCAAAAUGCCGGGGGACAAAAAGGAGAAUGUCGAUUUAUCUGUGGACACAAGCAGCAUAUCCAUUAAUUCUUCACGAUAUACAUUACGAUUGCCACUACCCCAUUCUAUAAACCCCGAUGCAUCCAAAGCAAAUUGGAAUACGACAGAAGAAACGUUAAUUUUAUCUUUGAAAUUAGAGAGAGAGUUUGAUUUUGUAAACUUUUAA
Messenger RNA from Achroia grisella, 915 nucleotides. It is a transcript of the gene Dnaaf6, whose product is annotated as dynein axonemal assembly factor 6. Gene Ontology annotation, molecular function: dynein intermediate chain binding; protein-folding chaperone binding. The transcript is spliced from 3 exons. Gene Ontology annotation, biological process: axonemal dynein complex assembly. The coding region runs from base 352 to 915 and encodes 187 amino acids. NCBI's taxonomy places the organism in Eukaryota, Metazoa, Arthropoda, Insecta, Lepidoptera, Pyralidae. The record is from RefSeq and is a predicted model, not a curated record. Gene Ontology annotation, cellular component: cytoplasm.